Zymoseptoria tritici IPO323 is the source of this 786-nucleotide messenger RNA. RefSeq lists its product as uncharacterized. The coding region runs from base 1 to 786 and encodes 261 amino acids. The transcript is spliced from 3 exons. The record is from RefSeq and is a predicted model, not a curated record. Gene Ontology annotation, molecular function: oxidoreductase activity, acting on NAD(P)H. Lineage: Eukaryota; Fungi; Ascomycota; Dothideomycetes; Mycosphaerellales; Mycosphaerellaceae.
AUGCCCCAUACCGCCUACAUAGCCAUCAAACCUCUCGAGCACAAAAUCCAGUACCAUAACCCACCUCUCGCCGGCCGGCCAACCAUCUAUCCUACCAUCCUCGGCGCCGACUGCUCUGGCACCAUCGUCGCUAUCGGCGAUAAAGUCACGACGCGGAAGGCCGAAGACCGAGUUAUGGCGAAUGCUUGUGGACUCCAAUCGAGACGGCCGGAAAUGAGUGCCUUCCAGCGAGAUCGAGGAACGCUGUUGGUUUGGGGAGGGAGUUCGAGUGUGGGAUGCUGUGCGAUGCAGAUGGCGAGUUCGGCAGGAUAUGAAGUCUUUGCGACUGCGAGUAAGAGAAAUCAUGGAUUGUGUGAGGCAUUGGGUGCGGCGCAGGUCUUCGAUCACUCGAAUCCCAGAGUCGAGGACGAGAUUGUGGCUGCAUUGAAAGGCAAGACUGUCGUUGGAGUCCUGGACUGCAUUUCAGACGACGAGAAGACACUGCCUGCUUGCGCGCGAAUUUUGGCGAAAGUGGAAGGGAAGAGAAAGAUCGCCGCAGUGUUGACGCCAGCAAAGACGAAAUACGAGGGCGGCGUAGAGGUUACUCGACUCAGUAUACCAGCAUUACGAGCGUCCGAGACGUACAACGCCGUUCAUGAAUGGAUGGCGAAAGCUCUCGCGAACGGAAUAUUGCAACCCAAGCCUGACCCUAUCAUUAUUGGAGAAGGUUUUGAGUCCAUACAGCUCGAAAUCGAUCGAGUGAGAAAAGGCGUCAGUGCCGCGAAAGUGGUCGUGCGACUCAGCUGA